CUCACAGCGAGCCCCCAUGUCUCCACAGAUGAGUCUGCUCUGUUAUAACGGCUUCAUGCUCAAGCACAUGAGACAAGGACCCUAGAAAACAUAUAAUAAUAAUGUGACAGAAGAUGGGGGAUUGGAACUUAUUAGGGAGUAUUUUAGAAGAGGUCCAUAUUCAUUCCACCAUCGUGGGGAAGAUCUGGCUCACCAUCCUCUUCAUUUUCCGCAUGCUUGUGCUCGGCGUCGCGGCUGAGGACGUCUGGGACGACGAGCAGAGCGAGUUUGUUUGCAACACAGAGCAACCCGGCUGCAAGAAUGUCUGCUACGACCAGGCUUUCCCCAUCUCCCUCAUCCGCUACUGGGUGCUGCAGAUCAUCUUCGUAUCCUCUCCGUCUCUGGUCUACAUGGGGCACGCCUUGUACCGUUUGAGGACACUUGAGAAGGAGAGGCACAGGAAGAAAGCCUGUCUGAAAGCUGAGCUGGAGGGGACAGACCCCGUCCAGGAAGACCAUAAGAGAAUUGAGCGAGAGCUCAGGAAACUAGAUGAACAGAAGAAAGUAAGGAAAGCUCCCCUUAGAGGUUCAUUACUGCGCACAUAUGUUUUCCAUAUCUUAACCAGAUCUGUGGUGGAGGUGGGUUUCAUCACAGGUCAGUGUGCUCUGUACGGCAUUGGACUGUCUCCUCUGUACAGAUGUGAGCGCUUGCCUUGCCCCAACAGCGUUGAUUGUUUCGUGUCACGGCCGACAGAGAAGAACAUUUUCAUGGUUUUCAUGUUGGUUAUUGCUGGUGUUUCUUUAUUCCUCAACCUCCUGGAGAUUUUCCAUCUGGGAGUGAAGAAGAUCAAACAAAGCUUGUAUGGAUACAAAUAUGGAGACGAUGACAGCGUGUACAGGUCAAAGAAAAACUCCAUGGUGCAGCAGGUGUGUUUGCUCACAAACUCCUCACCACAGAGGUUGAUGCAGCUCACACAGAUGACCUGCUCUGCUGUGUCUGAUGCUCACAGGGAGACUCUGCCUUUGAAUCUGGCCCUGAUGGCCCCUCAGCAUAGGGAGGGGUCCAACGGCUCCCACCAGCAGCCUGCACACAUGUACCUGCCGAGUCAAGCUGACAUCCAGGGUCUACAACAGCUGGGGGUUGUGGAGCAGCACUACAUUCUGGACAACAGGAAGCCCUCGUACAGCAGCGAUGAGUCAAAUGAAGCUCACGUCUCGGGCCGGCCCCAGUACGCAGGACCUCGACCCACGCUGAUGGCCGGCCACAUGGAGAUCCCAGCGGCCCUGAGGAAUCCGCAGAGGAAGCAGAGUAGAGUGAGUGUCUGUAAGGAGCUCAGCGACAUGAGCGAUUCUCCGGAGAGCGACUACCACCCCACCACCAGAAAGUGCAGCUUUAUGUCCCGAGGUCUCUCGGAGGGCAAGCUGGCCACUCUGUCUGACAGCAGUGAUUCUCAGAGUGGAACAGAUGUGGAAGCCCAACACCUAAACCAGGGAGAGAGUCCAGCGGUGACCCCGCCGCCUCCGGCCAGCGGGAGGAGGAUGUCCAUGAGCAUGAUUCUGGAGCUGUCUUCAAUCAUGAAAAAGUAAAGUGAAAUUGACCAUGUUGUGACCGAACUAGAGUUGAAGAGUGACCGAGGGAUCCAGAUCGAUGAUGGGAUCUCAUCCUGUCUCUCAACACAGAAUACAUGAUGCAUGAACCAGAGUUAACAUGACAUUCCACAGACAAAUUAAGAACAACAGAUAUCUCCAGCAUCUGAUUACUUUUAUAUAUUGAUAGUUUGCCACUUGCUGAAUCAAAUAUGAAACAAAAUGAUAUUGGACUCAAAGCAUACAGUAUGUGACUGCUCAUAUAAUGAGACCAACAACUUGUUGCAGAGAUAAUUGACUGAAGAUUGUAGUUAAAGAUUGCGGAAUUGGCCGCCACAAAAAAGAUGAAGGAAGUCUGUUAUCAAGUGUUUAUGGUUUAUCAUAGAGAGUGAGCUGGAGGGAAAAAAAGGGCUCUGAGAGGAGCCCUUAUAUUGUUUAUGAAUAUAUCUGACAAAUUGAAGCUUAUAUUGUGAAUGUUACUGUUGUCCUGUUUUUCUAUUAAACAUGUUCCCUCUUCAGCAGGGCUCAACUGGUCUGUGUGAUCUGAGUGGCGUGUAGUUUAGUCUACAAUGACUCUAAUGAAGCUGACAGCUAGAGUAUUACAGUAUUACAGUACUACAGUACUACAGUAUUACAGUAUUACAAUACUACAGUACUACAGUGUUACUGGGGCCUGAAGAUGGUGAUGUCAGCCAGGUCGGCCUCCGUCCACGACUUUGUUCACAGCAAGAUAUAUGAACA
Sebastes umbrosus (honeycomb rockfish) is the source of this 2306-nucleotide messenger RNA. RefSeq names its product gap junction protein alpha 10 b (gene gja10b). Bases 114 to 1565 code for a protein of 483 amino acids. Gene Ontology annotation, cellular component: connexin complex. Gene Ontology annotation, biological process: cell communication. The record is from RefSeq and is a predicted model, not a curated record. NCBI's taxonomy places the organism in Eukaryota, Metazoa, Chordata, Actinopteri, Perciformes, Sebastidae. The transcript is spliced from 3 exons.